AUGUAUUCAGUGACCCAAGAAGAAUAUGAGAAACACCGAGGAGCUCUAUUCAGGCAUUUCUUGCCCGAUGAGCCGGGAACAAGCAGAGAUGGUUAUAAUGGAAAUCGGCGAGGCGAGAAGUCAGCAGCACAAGAGCUGAUAGAAACAAAGAGGAAGUCGGUGCAAAGCUAUUUCACAAGAUUUUUUCGAGAACGAAAAGGAGAAACGAAUGAUCACUUCGAUUUGAAGCGAGUCAAGUAUGAUGAUCUAGGCAUUCCGCAAGACACCGGAGGAUUGAAUAGGCUUCGAUUCAAAGGAGAGAAUCUAGGAAUAGUACCAACGCAACUGAAUCAUAUCCCUCCGUGGCUAUAUCGACAUUUUGAAUAUGCUCAUUACGUGGCACUUCAAUUUAACCAACAUCAAAAGUUUCAAAAACUCCAAAAGCUUCGAAAACUACAAAAAGAGCUGCCCAUUGCAGAGAGAGCGACGGAAAUUGUAGAGUUAUUGAAAACAAAUCAAGUUCUUAUCGUCGCCGGAGAUACAGGAUGCGGAAAAUCUACACAAGUACCUCAAUAUCUUCUGAAAGCAGGUUAUACCGGUGUAGCUUGUACCCAACCGAGACGUAUCGCAUGUACUGCAUUAGCCAGACGUGUUGCGUUUGAGACUUUGAAUCAGUAUGGAAGUGAAGUGGCCUUUCAGAUUAGAUUCGAAACGACGAAGUCUCAACGAACAAAACUGCUAUUUCUCACGGAAGGGCUCCUACUCCGUCAAAUGGAAAAAGAUUCGCUUCUUGAAAAAUACAAUGUGAUAAUUCUUGAUGAAGUACACGAAAGACAUCUAACAUCUGACCUUUUGAUUGGUUUACUUCGAGAUUUAUGUUCAAAACGAGAAGAUUUGAAGCUGAUCUUGAUGUCUGCAACAAUUAAUUUAGAUUUAUUCAAAGGAUAUUUCGAAGGUGCACCGGUUGUUCAAGUGCCCGGAAGGUUGUUCCCAAUUGAUGUUCGGUGGCAUCCAAUUAAACAAUUUAUUGAUCAAUCGGAGAAGAAAACACAUAAAAUUGAUCCAGAGCCGUAUCUUCGGAUUCUGGAGUUGAUUGAUAAGCAGUUUCCGAGUACACAGCGAGGCGAUGCGCUCAUUUUUCUCAAUGGAGUCGCUGAAAUUUCUAUGGUUGCAGAGCAUUUAAAAAACUAUGCAGAACAAACAAAGGGAUGGAUCAUUCUCAUGCUCCACAGUACUUUGUCAGUUGAGGAACAAGAUAAAGUAUUCGAUCAAUCACCGACUGGAGUUCGAAAGUGUAUUCUAUCAACAAAUGUGGCUGAAACUUCAGUGACAAUUGAUGGAAUUCGAUUUGUGAUUGAUAGUGGAAAAGUGAAUUUAAUCAAGCAUGAACCGGGAACAGGAACGCAGAAACUAACGGAAUUCUGGGUUAGUAAAGCAUCGGCUAAUCAACGGAAAGGACGUGCUGGAAGAACUGGACCAGGAAUAUGUUAUCGAUUAUAUUCCCAAGAACAAUUCGAGAAAAUGGAAGAUUUUACACAGUCUGAAAUCAAUCGAGUGUCACUUCAAGAGAUGUCAUUGAAAAUGAUUAGUUUGAAUUUAGGAUUGGACCCCCGAACAUUCCCAUUCAUUGAAAAACCAUCUGAAGACGUGCUGAACGAAGGAUUGGAGAUUCUGAAAUUCCAGCGAGUCUUAAGAUCUGAUAGAGAUCUUUUGACACUCACAGCACUUGGAAAUAUGGUUUCAAAGCUGCCCGUUGAGGUUCCCAUCGCAAAAAUGCUUGUUUAUGGUUGUGUAGUUGAUGAAAUCGAAGUGAUGCUCACAGUGGCUGCAGGGCUUUCUGUCCAAUCUCCGUUCACAAAUCGAUCGUAUCGAGAACUGGAAAUUGUCGAGAGAAGAGCCUCGUUAACUAGUCCGAUGGGUGAUCCGUUCACUCUGAUCGCUGUUUUUAGAGAAUGGGUUCUCCAAAAGGCAUAUGAGGGGAGUGCGAGAAGAUGGACGAUGGAAAAUGGAAUUGAUGAGCAUCGAUUGUAUGAAAUUAGUAAGCUGAGAUCUCAAUAUCGACAGAUUCUCGAGGAUGCUGGUUUGGUUGAGAAGGCAUCAGCUGCAGAGACAGGAGAAGAUGACUCGAGACAACGGAGGAUUGAUCAAGGAGAGAAAAGGAAGCUGUACGAUUUGAAAAGGUCUCAAAGAAACAAUGAUCGCCGUCAGAAAGUGUUGAAUGCCAAUAAGCACUUUGAUAAAAUUCUGGAAGACAAAGAAGAAGAGGAUCUGGAAGCAGAGAAAGAUCCAUUGAAAGCAGAUGUGAAAACAGUGGAAUUUCUGUUGAGUCACAAGCAGAGAGACGUUGAAACUAUUCGAAAAUCUCAUAAAAUCUCGAGAAGAACUGCUGAAGUUGUGAGAGUUAUCAUUGCAGCUGGACUCUAUCCUAACUUUUCAAUUCUAGAUCCGGUUAAUAAGUAUGGGUACGGCCAAGAGAUGUUCGCUCACACCCGCCUCAAACCAUUCGCCCAAAUCCACCCUAACUCCUCUAUUGCCCAGUACCAUCCGGAAUCCAUCGAUCCUCGUCAAUCAUCUGAAGGCUUCUCUCAACUCCAUCAAGUCCCAUUCUACGGACUCCUUCUAGAGACAACUAAACCAUAUAUCUGUAAUGUGAUGCCAGUUCCAGCAGUUUAUGCUCUUCUUGUCGCGCAGAAAAUAGUUAUUGAAGACUGGACAGAACUGAUUGUUGACGACUUCUUGGAGCUGAAAUUUAGGAAAAGUGAAGAUUGUCGGAGUAUAAUUUUGGAUGUAAAAGAGAUUCGAUACGAGUUAACGAAGGGUCUCGCAUCGAAAUUGGUUGGAGAAGAAGGGUUUAGUAGUAGGAGAUUGACAAAGUAUAUUGAUUUGUUGAAUCAGUCGAUUGUUGAUAAAGGAAUUGAAUUAUCGGUAAAAAGGAACGUUCAUCCGCCGAAAGUGUUGACAGGAAUUGGAAUUCAUUCACCUGAUGGCGGUAUUGAUAAAGAGGAAGACGUCGACGAUCUGGUGCAACGGUUCGAGAAGAACGACGCGACGACUCAUGACGACCGUGACGAAGAAGAUCAGAAAGUGCUCGAUGAGCUGAGGUCUGAUGUGAUGUGUCCACCGACUCGAGAUAUGGUAGAAGAUGCGGAGAAACUGGAGAAGAAAAAGAAAGAAGUUCCGAAAGAAUCGUACUACGAGAAACUGUUGAAACGACAGACAGCGAAAGAAGACAAAGGAGACGACAAGGAUCUGAAGAAACCGAAAUUGGAGCCGAUAGAUGUAAAAGAAGAAUAA
Molecule: messenger RNA, 3273 nt
Organism: Caenorhabditis remanei
Lineage: Eukaryota; Metazoa; Nematoda; Chromadorea; Rhabditida; Rhabditidae
Exons: 9
Coding region: 1-3273 (1090 amino acids)
Biological process (GO): nuclear-transcribed mRNA catabolic process, nonsense-mediated decay
Cellular component (GO): intracellular anatomical structure
Molecular function (GO): RNA binding; ATP binding
Source: RefSeq, a predicted model, not a curated record